AUGACUUUUGAUGAGGUUCUCUGUGUUAUUGGGGGCUUUGGGAAGUUCCAGAAGCUCCUGUUUGUGUGGAUCUGUAUACCUCAGAUAUUCCUGGCGUUCCACAUGUUUGUGUCUGUCUUCACCGGGGCUACUCCUCCACAUCUAUGCCGCCCUAGGUGGUCUUCAGAUGGGUUUCCACUCCCUCCUGGCUUCAACCUCAGCCUCCUAUCCACCUCUGACGGCUGGACCCAGCUGUCCUGCAGGAACCCCUUGAACCAAAGUGACCUUGGAGAUGGACUUUCCGCUGGGAGCUGCGAGGGGGGCUGGGAGUACAGCACAGAGAUCUACCAAAGCACUAUAGUGACAGAGGUGAGUGACCAACCUGCAGCUUCUCUGACAGGCUUCUUCUUUUAGCUUUUGAAGGAUGUGAAUAUGAAUAUUUCCUGCUGAUUUGUUUACCAUGAGGACUCCGCACAGCUCAAGAAUGUGGAGGGGCUUAGAAGAUUUUGCAACCCAGUCUAGUGACAUGUGAGACAGUAUGAAACGGACUCCUGCUGUGUAGGCAUCCUUCGCCCCCUUUCUGCGCUCUGGCACAGUGCCGAGUUUUGUAACACAUGAAACUGAGCAGCAGCAGUUACAUGAGCGCAAUAACGGGAUUGCAUAAAACAACAUGUUACGUGUCUGGCUGGAAGGAGAUCUACUUUUGAUUUUAAAAAAUCUGGAGGUGGUUGAGAAGCUCAAGUUCAGUCUUGAUGGGUAUAUCCAGCUGUGGAUAAAAGUCACAUGUGACUAGAAAUACCCUUCAGUAUAACAUUAGAACUCUGUAUCCUGAUAUAAUGCUUCUGAUGUGCCGUCUGAUGGAGAGGGUUAAAGAGCCCUUUAGGUCAGUUUAUUACACAGACAUGAUCCUAACCUUACUAACCCAAAUCAGUUAGUUAUGGUGCCUUAGCAUUCACAAAGUGAGACAGCUUCUCAUCAGAAAGCAUGCUAUGAAACAUCUUCAUUUUUAUUCAGUACUGGAUCAGUAAAAUGUUUCAGAAUAAGUGUUAUUUACUGCACAACAUAACCUGUUUAUUACCCAUAAAAAGUUUUUAGUUGUUUGUUUGUGUCAUUUUACUAUUCUAGGUAGUUCAAUAAACACUAAACUGAAUAAGAGGAAACUAGAAAUAAAUAUGAUCCAGAAACACCAGAGACGUCUCUCUCUGAUCUGUGGUUGAUCAAAAUCUGAUGUUCUUCUUGGAAAUCCUAAACACAGCAUCCUUCAGUCUUGUUCCAAUCUUGUUUCAGGAUAGUCAAAAGAGUCUUUAGAUAAGAAUUACAACUUUUCCCAUUAUCGUUUUAGGAAUAUUUAACUUGCUGCAUCAGUACAAACUUUUUAAAAUUCUUAAUCAAUUAAAUUAAUCAAUGAAAUCCUGAUUUAUGGCUUGUAAUAACAAUUGCCUCAUGACUUCAGUCUGCAAAGAGCAACACUGACCAGCAAUGCGGCAAAAAUAUUCCAUAACUUCACUGUGGAUGGGAGCAAAGUUGGAAUCACUUCACACAUUAAUGCUGCUAGUGUUGCAUACCCCUCCCACCAAGGGUAGCUGCGACCCUGAGUAACUUACUACAUUCACAGAAAAAGGACACCAAAUCUUUAAAACAUAGAGUAGGGCUGCAGACAAAACCGCAGUGUUUGGGGACUUCGAGGUGAAACAUUUUGGCACAGUAUGAGCACUUUCAGCACGUCGUCAGCAGUCUGUCCUUUUUUUAUUAAACAUGAAAAAUGUGGUUAAGUGUUUUUGGAUGACUUGGUGCAGCCACAGCUGUUUGUCAGAAGGAAAUUAAGGCCACACGUGACACAGAAGAAGAAUGCUCAAAAGGGUCAAAUACAGAAUAAGUCACAGAAAGGGAGUGACUCUUUGAGUAUGAACAAAUGAGGGCGUUUUACAACUAUUCAAGCAAAAAGAUCUACAGAAUCCCAAAUUAAAGACAUGUUUAUUUAUCAUCUUUGCCUCUCUUCUUGCAGUGGGACCUGGUUUGUGAUGAUGCCAAACUGAACAGCCUGGGCUCCUCUUUCUACAUGUUUGGCCUCCUGAUUGGGGCCGUUGUUUAUGGACACUUGGCUGAUAAGUAAGUUUGACAACUUGCACCAGAAUCUUUCAAAAAAUGCUCCUGAUUUUAUUAUACUGUGUCUGUGUGCCAGAAAAGUUGUCAUAUUUGAAUGUAGUCACAGAGAUUGUGAAACGUUUGGUUCCAGAUACGGCCGCAGAAUUAUUAUCCUUGUUAACCUUCUAAUCCAGGCGGUCUUUGGGGUUGGAGCAGCGUUCUCCCCUAAUUUUUACAUCUACACCGCCCUACGCUUUGUGGUUGGGACAACCAUCUCUGGAGUCAUCAUGAAUGCAUUUGUCCUUGGUAAGUAUCUCAAAUAAUGCUAAAGUAGGGUCACUCAAACUCUUUAUAUAUUGUUCAGCAUUAAUGGAGCCUUCCCAGAUGUGUAAGAUAGCCAUGCCAUGAAUACUAAUGACUCCUGUACCGUCAGCUCUUUAAGAGGGGUUGUCAUGCUUUUUCACAUUUACAACAAAAACUGCAAAGCGACCUAUAGACAUUAUAUAUGUAGAUUAUAUACAUUACGUGCUGGAACAUAAUCCAGCGUCACCGCCAUAUUGGAUUGGUCUCCCCACUCCAGGCUUGCUCAAGAGCCAAACAGGGUCAAUGGAGAAUGAGAAAAUAUGCCUGUUUUUUUGCACUCUAUGGUUGAAAAACCCAAUGCAGUACUGAAACCAGACCACAUAGGAUUACAUAUUACAAAUAGGAUUGAAAAAUAAUUUGUUUUAUAUUUAAUGUGUGACAUUAUCCUGUAUUAUUGCUAUAUCCCUGCCAUUGUAAAAAACCAAACAGUGUGAAAAUCGAUCAGAGAUCCGGAGAGCUAUUAUUAAUAUGGUUGGGCAUUCCUUCCUACCUUAAUGCACUGGAGGUGCAUGGGGGAUCCAUCCAAGAUGGCGACUGAGCGGAUAUAUGAGCUCCAAUAGGCAGCAUCAGGCUUUAAGGCAUCUACGUAUAUAAUGUCUAUGAAGUGACAAGGGUUCAAGAGAGGCGGCCAAUCAGAAAAAGGUGGGCUUGUGGUAGGGGUGCCCUAAAGAGACAGUAGCUAAAACAAAGUGUUUCAGAUAUAGGCUGAAAUAAUGAUAUUUUAAUACACCACUGUGAGAAAUUUGAGGCUUUUAUGAUCUGAAAAACAUGAAAAGUUAUUAAAGAGGUAUUAAAAAUGAAGUAUAGUGCCUGAAAAAAAGCAUGAUACCCCUUCUUUAAGAACGGAGGAUGUAGUGUCAAAGAUUUUCUGAAAGAAUUUCAAUUUUAGUUUCACCAGCAUUUCUGAAUCAUGUCUAUAUCUGGUUUCCUCUUUGCAUGGUACAGUUUUAACCUCAUUUGUGGACGCAGUGAUGAACAAUGGUUUUUUGAUGUGUUUCACUACAGGGUCCUAUCAGUUUUUUUUAUCAGUCUGAAAAUCAGGGCUAUUCAGUUGUGGGUUUGAUCUCAAACCUUGUGUCUCAAGUCUUCUUAAAUUGAAGUUGAAUUUCUCAGAUAUUCACAGAUAUUUACAAACCUCACUUAUGUUUUCUCCUAGCAGCAGUUUGCCCAAUCAAAAAGUCUGCAGAUAUGUUAUUCCUCUAAAAAACACAGACAGAAGCACAUUUUUCGAUGCUUGAUAUCUUCAAUCUGUUACCAAAGAAACCAAACAAUAACAGGGAAAUCUGUUUUUCUCUUCUGUAGUAAAUAUAAAAACAUAUCCAUGUUGUUUUCCAAUUCCCUAAGUGAAAAUAAGGUCAGCAGGCUUUUAUUCCAAAAUGUCUUAGUGUUGUUCAGUAUUUUGCUUCCAAAGUUGAAUCUAAGUGAAGUUUCCAUGUCCUGUUCUGGUCUCAGGUACGGAGUGGACAGGACCCAAGGAGCGUCUGUUGGCAGGAAUAAUCACAGACUACGCUUUUGGUUGUGGUUACAUUAUGCUGGCUGGCCUAGCAUAUCUCAUAAGGGACUGGCGUAAACUACAGUUAGUGAUUUCAGCACCUGGUUUCCUCCUCAUCUUUUACAUCUGGUGAGUCACAGAGCAGCAGGGUGAUCCAGAUUCCAAACAGUGUGAACUACUUCCCAGAAAAAUGUCCUGAUAUGCUCUUGUUGGUUUAAUCUGUUCCUGUGUUUGUAAUUUUAGUGUAUUUUUGAUGAGGUAUUCUUUCAUGAUAAGGUGCACUUUUAUUAUUUGAAGAUAAAGGGGAUUCUUUUAAAGGUGUAAUAAUGAAAAAGUCAAUGAGCGGUGAAUGGCGCCAAAUUCCUCAGUCAGUACAGGAAUUGCCCUUACCUAUGUUUAAGUUACCUCCAUUUCUUUACACACAUUUUUUACGAUAAAACAAAUUUAUGUCUAAAAGAAAGCAAUCUUGAUAUUUCCAGGGUGUUGCCAAAGUCUGCUCGCUGGUUGGUGGCCAACAACAGGAAAGAGGAAGCGUGGGAGCUGAUCCAGAAAGCUGCUCAGAUAAACGGGAACCCCCUGACCAAAGACCUGGAAAUGUGUCAGGUACAGAUUAAAUUUCAUUUCACAUUUUAUGGUCUGAAAUUUGAGUGUGGUGUUAGUUCUGGAAGGCUCUAAAACCAGGCUCCACUGCCAGUGCAUAAGCUGUUCCUAACAUCAACUUACAAUGGCUAAGAGCUCACUUAAUUUUGCUUUGCUGCUGCUCUCCCUACCUUAACUAUUAUUGUAUGUUCAUAAAAGAGCAAACAAUAAAUCACAAAUAACUACUGUAUUUUUGUGUACCUUAUUGUAAAGUGUUACCGUUUAUGUUAUUCCUUGGGUUUUGUACCGAGACUCUACCUGGCAGCUAUUUGCUGAAGCUACUAAACUUCCAAACCCAUGUCUCCUGCUGACUGACAAGCAAUAAUUUUCAUUUGCAUGACCGUCUCUAUCGGUCACUAUCACCCGAACAUGCAAACACUCAAAUAGUGCUAUGCUGUGUUCCUUUAUGACUAGAAGUCACCCCAUCACUCUCUGUUUCACCAGGUCCUUAACGUUGAAGAGAAAGGAGAGCUAAAGAAGACAUACUCUUUCUUUGACUUGGUUCGAACCCCAACGAUGAGGAAGCGCUCUCUGAUUGUGUUCUAUCUCUGGUGAGUAUGAGCAGAAUGUCACCCUCGUCCUUUUAGAGAGACUUUUGUUCAGCAGAUCCAUGCAUGAUUAGAGCAGGGUUUCCCUUUACAACAAUACUAUCAGUGUGGGAGAUCAUACAGACAUCACUCCCCAGCUUUAGACUCAGUUUUGCCAAGAAGGAGCUGAAUGUUCACUGGAUUUGUACAGGUUUGGCCCAGAGCCUUUGUAGGGGAAUCUCUUCAUACAUUUAGGCUAAGAAAUAUAGAGUAAGUAUCUUUUAGUAAGAAGCCACAACUAAUCUAGGUUGGCCUGCUCCUGCAGCCCCACGACCGUGAGAUUGUAAGCAAGGCUGUCUUGCAGGAGCCCAAACUAUCUGUCUGUUGGAACACGUAAUCUCUGCCAGGGUCAAGACGAACCUAAACAAGUGUCGUGGGGCAGACAUGACAUCAGGAGGGGCCUUCUGGAGAAUACACACACACACACACACACACACACACACACACACACACACACACACACACACACACACACACACACACACACACACACACACACACACACACACACACACACACACACACACACACACACACACACACACACACACACACACACUGUUUGUCAUCUGUACUGAUUUCUACAUCUGUACUAUUAAAGACGCCCAGGCUGUUCUUCAGAUCUCAUCCUGUCUCCUGUGCAUUGUUUUACUAAGUUUAUGUUGGACUUUCUACAACACCUUCACCUUUUACCAAACGCCCCUAAACCAUUUUCUGCAUCAAUAAAGGAUAUAAUAUAGGAUAUAUCAACUAACCUACUCCCAGUUUACAAGCACUGAGCGAAAUUAUGUCAUCCUCCACUGCUGUAGGUGGCCCCCCUUGGUCGUUAGUAUAGGACAAGGGGGGCCAUGAAAUUUCAAAAUAAGUUUGCAAAACAAUAAAGCUAACACUGAUUGAAAAUAGUGCAGGAAUAAGUUUUUUUUAGAUCUAAACAUUUUUAUUUGCUUUCAGAUCCUCAGUCAGAGGACCUCAACAGAAGCUUGAAGCAGAAGAACCAAAACCUGCUUUACUGAAAAUUUUAGUCCAUGGACUUAAGACCUGAUAAGUUGAUCUGCUUAAACAACUCAGUAUAACGAAGGCAGUCCUGUUGAUAACAGAGUAACCCAAGGAUGUCUGAAGUGACAACAAUGGAAGACUGCAACAGGAGAUGUUGGGGCUAAUCUUCAAAGACAAACGUGGCAGAGUCUGUUAUCUGCUCAUUAAGGGGGAGGGAGCAUGCUCAUUAGAUUUAACGAUCUGUGCAUUCCCGUCUUUUUCUUGACCUCCCACAAAUCCAACAAACCCCUUUGUUUCUCUUUUAAAACCCCCGCUCAACACCUUCAUCCUCAACACCUCCUCUCCAUUUGCCACAUUAAGUGCAAUUCCACUUAAGCCGUUAAACGCUCCAAUAACAAGAAUGCACAGCUGCUGACUCACACACCAUUUUGGAAGCUGCUGAGUAAGUAAAAGGUUCAUGUUGAGGCCUGCUCAGAGGUCUGCUUGACAGACACUUAGUUAAACAAAUGUAGCGUCGUAAAAUUUCUCGUUCUUUUGAAAUGUAAUUAAAUCUUUUAUUGUUUUGGAAAUAGCUCAAGAGUUCAUUAGAUGGGAAGUGUUUUAUGCAUUCACAGGGACUUGCAAAACCUGAGCAAGUCAUGAAGACUGACUGAAAACAAGUGAUGUUGGAGGACAAGUCUUCAUUAGAUUUUAAACUGCUUGCUGUAGGCCUACCAGUCCAUGCACACGAGACCUUCACCUGAUCUUGUCAGUCGUGAUGGCAGCAUUUGUUGCUUCAAAGAAGGUUUUCCUAUUAAGAGACAAAGACUUUUACAAGGAAGACCUUCUUAUUUCAGCAAGACAAUAACAAACCACAUUCUGCAGGGAUUACAACAGUAUGGCUCUGUAGUAGAAGAGUCCUGCUUGAACAAGAAAUAUGUACAGAAGAUGUAGAGAAAGGGUAUCAAACUGUCCUCCAGACUGAUCAUUUUUUCGACUAUUUUACAUCUGUUUCAGGUUCGCCAAUGUGCUUGUGUACUACGGCCUGUCUCUGCACAUUUCUGACUUUGAGAUGAACAUCUAUCUGACUCAGCUGAUCUUCGGCCUGGUGGAGAUGCCUGCACGCACCAUCACUCUCUUUACCCUCAACCGCUCCCGCAAGAUCUCCCAGUUGGCUUUCUUGGCUGUGGGCGGUAUAGCCUUCCUGCUCACCAUCUUUGUCCCGAGUGGUACGAACGCAAAUCCUUCAUACUAAAACUGAUGGAAAGAAAUGUGUGUAAGAUGCAGGGUUUUUUUUUGCCUUCUCUUUGUAGACUUGUCCAUCAUCAAAACCGUGCUGGCCAUGAUUGGGAAGUUUGGAAUCACUGCCUCUCUUUCCAUUAUUUAUGUCUACUCAGCUGAGGUGUUCCCUACAGUCAUCAGGUAAGCACCUUCUUUUUAUCCACUUUUAUCAGUUCAUGACCAAAGAAACGUUGGCCAAGUAACAUUUUGAUGCAAAGCAACCAGGAGUCCGUGCUUCAUUUGCCUCUGUCUGUUUUCAAACUUAUUUCUAUUCUAUAAUCAAAUUGACUAUUAUCGUUACAGCAAAGUGUAGAAUAAAUACAAUUUCAAAGUGAUUACUUCCUCCUUCCCUCAAUCCUUCUUAAAUGGUCUCAUGUCCAGAGGUCUAAAGGUCUAAAUUUCAGCUCAAUGUAAUUCUAUUUUUCUGUUUUGUAAAUAAAAGAACUUAUUAUGCAACACCAGUUGAAAAAGAAAUUUUUUGGAACCAUAAAAUAUCAAUAAUUCAGAAUUUGAUAGUUUUCAAAUCAUUUGAAGAAUAAAUUUUAAGUUGAGACAUUUUUCAUUGUGUUGCAACCCUCUCCCUUUAACAACACUGUGUACUUUUUGGCAACAAAGACGACAGUUUUUGGAGUUUAGAAAGGGAAAUGUUGAGGACAUGGCGUUCAUGAUUUCCAGGUUCAAAGGUUCAGAGGAGUCUCUGGUGUUCCUGUUUCGAGUCUCAGCCUCACCCUUUUGUUGUAUAUAUCCUUGCUUUCUUCACCCUGCUUUUUGUGACUGUCUUCAGCUGUCCUAAAGGCAAAAAUGGCCAAAAACGAACUUAAAAAAGUGUGAUGUUGAAAUGAUUGAGGGAUUCAUUAAUCUGUAUUUGUGUAUGAUGUGAGUGUGUUACACACCAUGGAGCAAAUAUUUGUCUGUGAAUGUUUAAAUCUAUAGAUAAAUGUAAAAUGUGUGGAGUAACAGCAGCCAUGUUAUUAACAGCUGAGGUUUAUCUCAGUUGGACACAUAAGUGAGAAACUAUUUAGUCUGACUGAUUUAAUGAACUGGUUCUCCAGAACAAAAAAAAAUGCAAACCAGAUGUUGGAAUAGCAGCACAGGGAGAAGGAGUGGUGUCAGUGCUGAUGUUUCUCUGACUCAUCUUACAGACUAAGACUUACAAAUAAACAGUGAUACAAAGCAAAACAAACGAGAGCUUUCAACCUGGAUGUUACUUAUUGAAUUGGUCUUUUCAAAUGGAUUUAGUAAAAAGGAAAUGCUGAUGAUUUUAGACCAGAAUCACUUGAUUAUCAUUAGCAUCCAAACUCUGAGGGACAUUGCCACAAACUGGGCUAAUUUCAGAGGAAACAUCCUUCUGAUUUGUUUUUAAUAUGUUUUACACCUGUAGUCCUUCCUCUAUCGUUCACAGACAGAAAGGGAUUGGGAUCGGCUCCAUGUGUGCUCGAGCUGGAGGCGUCUUGGCUCCCAUGUUAUACCUCCUGAAGGGCAUCAGUCCCAAGGCUCCCAUGUUCCUGUGUGGCCUCUGCCCUCUACUGGGCUCUGCACUUACCCUGCUGCUGCCUGAGACAGCCAACAUGCCACUGCCUGACACCAUCGAAGAUGUGGAGGGUCCUAACCAUAGGUGUGACACCACUGCUUUGCUUGGGAUAACACUCAUUGUGCAUUGGUGCUAUUUGAAUAAAGACUGAUUGAUUUGAAAGGGACACUUCAACCAAUUUACCGAAAAAAACAUGUUAACUCAUUUUAACCCAUCUGUUUGCAUGUGUUCAGGUUGGAGUUAUGAAGCAGGAUGUGGAUGAGCUGCAGCAUCCACAUAGACUGAUGGACAACGGCAACACAAGCUGGCAGGAAGCAUCCAAGACUGACGACAGGCCAGUGUGCUUCAGUGGAUGUCAAACUUAGACUGAUUUUUUAUUACUCUUUGCAAGAUGUCCACAUCCUGAACUCGAUAGAAGCCUUAGAAUGUAAAUAAUUUUACGUAUUUGGGGAUUUUUGUGCAGAAGAUUAUUCUAAAAGUGAUUUAUGGAUAUAAUUUUUUAUUUUUGUUACUGUAAUGUUGACUUUUUUGAAUGUUAUGUAGUGUCAGGAUGAAGCAUUUCCCGUAUGCAAUUGUGUAUAAUAUGUUGUACUUAGUUAGCAUCACAAUAACAUCUCAGAUUAGACUUCUGUUGUCCACAAAAUUACACUUUUCCUCGGACCAACUUGAAGUUUGUUUAGAAAACCUCAAUACUCCCAUACACAGCUCUAUUUUGACAACGCUUCUUUUUCACCUUUGUGACAGUUUACAUUUGUUUACAAUCAGUUUACAUUUGUAGCAGUUUUUAUUUUUAGCCUGGGAUUACCUCUAACCACAUGGUCAGUGUGUCAAAAACACAUUCUGCCACAGGUUGUCUUUUACUUGCUCUGAGCUGAUGCACCUCCAGAAACAACAUUUCUCUGUCCGAUAGUCAGUUUUAUCUGUGCAAACCAGCAGGUCCACACAGCCUGGAGAACAAAAGGACGCCAUUAACAGCCUGAUACGAAGAAGCAUAACUGAUUUUGGACAUUUUUAAAAAAACACUUUUGCUAUUCGAAUAUCAAAUUGGUGUAAGUAUGCAAAUAUUCUUGUUGGGCUGCUUCAUGAAGAGUAUUUGCAACGAGCACACUGUGCAGGACAAACUACAGAAUGUGAUGACUGACUCAACCUUUUUUUCACAGAUGUCUUUUUUAUUGAUGCAUGUUGGGAAACACACCUGUUGAUAUCACUAUCUCUGGUUCUGAUACUUUUACUCAUUUGUACUUUUUCUGUUUGGUUUAACUUGUCUUUUGUUAUUCAAAAUCUGUUCAUGAAUCUACAUACCUCUGCAAGUCUGGAGACCCCCUAUCUACAGUGGAAGAGGGGUUGGACUCCUUGAACACAACAGUGCUGCAUAGAUCCAGUGUGUUUGCAUUGUGCAUACAGUAAAAGCUGAUAAAAGUUCUCGUUUCAGCAUUAUCAGUAACAUGCAAACUGAAGUUUUCCAUAAGCUCUGGACUCAGUAAGAACAGGUCCUCCGAUGUAAAAGAUUCUCAUGCAGUGAAAAGAGCGUAUUUUACAGGGAAGUUAAGAAGUAACUCUGGUGCUCUGGUGGUGACACAAACCCAGGGUCCAUAUCUUCACAGACUGUUCACAGGCAGUCAGCAUGUUUACAGGAACCACAACAAGAUGUGCCUCCGAGGAUACACUCACACCUGGUGGUGAUCACUCAAUACUACAACCUCUUGACACCUCCAGCAUCCAAUACUUGAAAUUCUGUCAAACGGAAAACGUUCAAUGUUGGACUUGGCUCUUUUUAGAGCUUUUGUAAUAUUGCUGUGUUUGUACUUUUAUACACUUAUAUUCAUUGAUUUUGCAGAACAGAGUGUAACUGGUGGUUUGUGUUGACUUUAUUUGUACCAUAAAGAUUUUUGAGAAAAUUCAUUGGGGUGUUUUUCUGUCAGACAACUCAAGCGCUAAGAUUUGGCGCCCUAACUCUGACCCUACAAAGGCCUGACCGUCUCUAAUAGCGAAAAGUGGAACAACAUCCUGUCCUGCAAUACGUGCAAUGGCUGCAAAGGAUUGUAGGAGCAUUGCUAACCUUGACAGUAGAGGCACUUUUUACUGGCUUGUCUUAUUACUGUACUCCCUGUGUUGAGUAAAAUACUUGAGAGGAUUGUCUUUAACCAAAGGUUGACUUCCACCAGCACAGCAUACUCACUGGUCAGGACACUCUACCAGCUCAGUAUUGCCAUACAUUGUCUUAUAUUUCACUGCAGCUUUUGAUGUCAAUGCCCUAUUGCUAAGCUUGAAUGUUUUGGCUUUUCGCCUUUAGCUUUUUUCUAACUGUAGAGAUCUCUGGGCUGUUUUUAUUCUGAAACUUUACUGAUGAUUUACCUAAUCAUGCUAAAAAUUCAAGAGAAGUUCUAUUAUGCUGAUGACUCAACUUCGACCUGUGCACCACGAACAACAGUAGAGUUGCUCAGUUAAUCUACAAGCUGAGUUUCUGCCAGAGAAAUAAUACUGCAGCUGAGAAGAACGACAGAGAUAGUGGACUUCUUUUUCUUCAAUACCUUUCACCUGCAAGGAGUCAGUAGCUUACAACAAAGGCGGCUUCCUCUGACUGAGGAAUUCAGAUUUUUACACAUCCUUUAUACAGUCAAGAAACAGACACCCCCGCCCACUAACAUCAUCUCACAAGUAGCAUGACAUUACAACAGCAUCCAAGUAGGGUACAGGUUGCAGCUGUGGUCUGUAUUGGGAGAACAAAGACAGCUUAGUUCAUCAUCAGGUUCCGGCUUCAGUUCAUUGUCACACUGCUGGGAAAACAACCUGUGAGUGAAAUUUUAGCUUUCAUUGAGUUUCAUGGCCUCAGCAGAAAAGUAUCAGUCCCAACUCCAAGACCAUACCUCUCCUUUCCCAUGCUCAUUAAAAAGAAAAAGAUAUGACUCUGCAAGCAUUCACACCAAGUGAUUUUCAGUAAAUGAUGAUUAACAUACUUAUAUAACGAAAAUAUACAUGUGAUAGCAUACACAUACAAUUUGCCGACCUGAAUGAGGACAGAAAUGUCAACAUAAUUAUUCCCGUAAAAAUCCUGUUCACCAUGUCCAACUUUAUCUUCAAUAUCCGCUUUAUGUGAAUCCGAAAAAAGAAGACAAGCUAGUGUUUGAACUUUUAUUUCAGUCUAAGUUUCUUUCAGUCUGCAUCAACAAUUCAUUUUUUUUACAAUCACACAGAAGCUGCAUGCCAAUCACGAGAAGAGAUGCAGUGAAGGACUCAGUUACUAAGUGCUUCUCUCCAUGCAGACACAAGAUGGCGCUCCAAUGCACAGUAGAUACAACAGCACACCUCAGACUGUAUACAGUCUGUACAGCAUAUGCUUCAAACUUGAAAGCCGUUUAUUUCAGCAGGAGUCAAACACAAAAACUCAAAAUGUAUAUUGAGGUUUCUCUGAAACACAACUGUCUUGUAAGCCAAAUGAAAAUGAAUUACCGGACAGCUCCAUAA
Xyrichtys novacula (pearly razorfish) is the source of this 12397-nucleotide messenger RNA. The record is from the annotation of a GenBank genome assembly. NCBI's taxonomy places the organism in Eukaryota, Metazoa, Chordata, Actinopteri, Labriformes, Labridae.